Molecule: messenger RNA, 210 nt
Organism: Boeremia exigua
Lineage: Eukaryota; Fungi; Ascomycota; Dothideomycetes; Pleosporales; Didymellaceae
Product: translation machinery associated TMA7-domain-containing protein
Exons: 3
Coding region: 1-210 (69 amino acids)
Source: RefSeq, a predicted model, not a curated record
AUGCCUUCAGGACAGGGAGCGGGUACAAACCCCAUCCACAACAAGAAGCCCAAGAAGAAGCCCGCCGCGGAGCUCGACGACGAGGACGUUGCGUUCAAGGCCAAGCAGCAAGCCGACAAGAAGGCGCGCGAGGACAUGGCCAAGAAGGCUGGCGGCAAGGGCCCCAUGAACACCGGGCAGCAGGGCAUCAAGAAGUCGGGCAAGAAAUAA